Molecule: messenger RNA, 13925 nt
Organism: Octodon degus (degu)
Lineage: Eukaryota; Metazoa; Chordata; Mammalia; Rodentia; Octodontidae
Gene: Ahnak2
Product: AHNAK nucleoprotein 2
Exons: 12
Coding region: 318-13592 (4424 amino acids)
Biological process (GO): regulation of RNA splicing
Cellular component (GO): cytoplasm; nucleus; costamere
Molecular function (GO): protein binding
Source: RefSeq, a predicted model, not a curated record
UGUGCACCAGGCAGCUCCCUGCCCCGGCCCCUGCCCCUUCAGCCUGGGCAUCUGCCCCGCACAGCUCAGCAGUGUCUGGCCGCCAGCUGCACCCAGAGGAGCCAGAUGCAGAGGCGGAAGAGGACGCCUCUGUGACUGAGGGAUCUGUGGGAGAGGACAUCCGACCUAGGCCACAAGGGUCAUCGCCUGUCUACGAAUGCGUGACAGAGGGUGCCGGCUCUGGAGUCCAGGACAACGCCCCCAGCAGGCGAGGGUCCUCAAGGAGAAGGAGAUCCUGGUGGAAGCGGGACUCGGGGGACACUUGGCCCUUCUCCAGCAUGAGUCGCCCAGAGACUGUGCAGGAGGCAACAGAGGUGACACUCAAGACGGAGGUGGAGGUGGGAGCCAGUGGCUACAGCGUCACAGGGGGUGGAGAGCAGGGGAUCUUUGUCAAGCAAGUGCUGAAGGACUCCUCUGCAGCCAAGAUCUUCAACCUGAGAGAAGGUGACCAGCUGCUCAGUGCCACCAUAUUCUUUGAUGACAUUAAGUAUGAGGAUGCGCUCAAGAUCCUGCAGUACUCAGAGCCAUACAAGGUGCAGUUCCAAAUCAAACGGAGGUUCCCUGUAGCUGAGGAUAAGAGCUGGGCUCUGCACAGCCCCCAGCACCAGUCAGAGGACAAGAAGCAGGGUAAAGAGGUUGUGGAUGGGUGUGGUGAGACGCCCAAGAAGACCGUGGAAGAGGAUGGAGACCGGGAGAAACUCAUCGAGGAGCCCAGGGAGGUCCGAGGCAGGAGGCCCCGGGACAGACUCUCAUGGCCCAAGUUUCAGGGCGUAAAGGGCAAGCAGCGAUCCAGGCCUCAGCGCUCACACAGCUCCUCUGAGGCCUGUGAGCAUGAAGGUGCCCGGGAAGUGUCACCCACCAGCACAGACACGGAGGCUCAGUUCCCAGCUGAGCACAGGGAGAAGGGGGCAGGCCAAGACAGCCAGAGGAGGAAGGGGAGACUCCUGAGCCUGGGGUUCAGGAGGGGUUUAAGGCCUGAGCCAUCUGCCACAGGGCACCAGGACACAGAGGUACUUGGGGGACUGGAUGCCAGCAGGGUGCUGGAAGAGAAGCUGGAAGACACAGGGGCAGGAGGUGGGAGCCAGGAGACAGCACAGAUCCAAAAGACCAGGCCAGGGCUGGCCACGAAGAAGGCCGGGGAUCCCAUCAGCCCUGCACAAAGGGGAGGGGCCGCAGGAAGGCAGCAGAGGAAGAAGAAGCUGGUGAAGGCCACAGAGGAGUUGACAGGCCCAGCAGAAACCGGAGCCUUGCAGACCCUGGCGACAGAGAAAGAUGAUGAAUGGGAAGAUCUGACAAACAGCAUCACAGAGCCAUCAUUUAGGGACACAGAAGUCACAGAAGGCACAUGGACACAAGAGAAAGAAAUCCAGGUACGAAUCCAUGCCAUAAAGACACCCAAAUUUAGCUUUUACUCAGAAAAAGCUCAAGAAAUGGAAGACAAGACACAGAGAGGUCACACACAUAAGACAGAAAUGACAUGCAGAUCUCAGGCAGAACAUGAGGCCAAGGGACAGGCAGAAAUACAGGGGGUGUGCAAAACUCAGUGGGCCACAGGAGAGACAGAGCUAGGAGAGAAAACAGAAUUCAGGGAGACACAAUGGCAGAAAAAAGAUGGCAAAGAGCCAAAGGAGAUGGAGGAAGACAGGGGAGGAUUCCAGAUGAAGAAGAGCAGGUUCAAAAUGACAGCAUUUGGGUGGUCACCAACUAAGGAGAAAAAAACACAAAGACUGGAGAAAGAGGUACACAAACAACAGGAAAAUUUCACACUGACAGAUGCAGGAGAUGAAACCAAGGGAGAGAUGCUCAGCAUUAACACAGCCAAAGAGGAUAUGAAGAGCCCAACGGUGGACCUAAAGAGAACCACAGCAGAAGGAAAAGAAACCAAGAGUGAUAUAGACCUGCAGGCCACCAGCACCGAGCUGCAGGGCGAGGUGUGCACCAAAGACAGCAAGUUCAAGAUGCCCAAAUUCAAGAUGCCCUCCUUCGGCAUGAUGGCACCCAGCAAGACCACUGAGACCUCGCUGGAGGUGUCCAGGCCAAACUUGGAGGCCAACGUGUCCCCACCCACCUUCCAAGUAGAUGUGAACACCCCUGAAGCCAGCGCUCCGCUGCCCUCAGCUGACAUUGACCUGCAGUCUGGGCAGCUCGGCAUUCAAAUACCCGAGGGAGCCCUGCCCAAGGUGGAACUGUCCUCCACGGGCUCGGGAGUCCGCCUAAAGGGCCACCUGCCCAAGGUGCAGAUACCCAGCAUCAAGUUGCCCGAAGUGGGGCUGAAGGGGCCCAAGGAGGAUGUGAAAGGCGCCAAAGGCUAUCUCAGUGGCCACGAACUGGAAGUGUCACUGCCAGGUGCUGAGGUGGACCUGCAGGCCCCCAGCACCAAGCAGGAGGCUGAGGUGUCAGUGAAAGACAGCAAGUUCAAGAUGCCCAAGUUCAAGAUGCCUUCCUUUGGCAUGACGGCGCGCGGCAAGACCAUCGAGGGCUCACUGGAGGUGUCCAAACCCAAGCUGGAGGCCGAUGUGUCUCUGCCCGCCGUACCAGUGGAACUGAAGACCCCUGACACCAGGGCUCAGCUGCCUGGUACCGAUGUGGCAUUGCAGGCCCCACAGUUAGGAGUGCAGCUGCCUGAGAAGCCACUGCCCGAGGAAGAGCUGCCAGGUGCCGGCCUGAAGGGACACCUGCCCAAGGUGCACAUGCCCAGCAUCAAGAUGCCCAAGGUGGACCUGAAAGGCCCCCAGGUGGACAUGAAGGGGCCCAAGGUGGAAGUGAAAGGCGCCAAAGGAGAUCUCGGUGGCGCCGAGCUGGAGGUAUCACUGCCUGGAGCCGAAGUGGACCUGCAGGCCAUCAGCACCGAGCUGGAGGGCGAGGUGUGCGCCAAAGACAGCAAGUUCAAGAUGCCCAAGUUCAAGAUGCCCUCCUUCAGCGUGACGGUGCCUGGUGAGACCAUUGAGACCUCACUGGUGGUGUCUGCACCCAAGCUGCAGGCUGACAAGACCCUGCCUGGCGUUCAAGUAGACCUGAAGACCCCUGAGGCCAGCACUUCGCUGUCCUCUGCUGACUUUGACAUGCAGGCUGGGCAGAUGGGCAUAAAACUCCCCGAGGCAGCCCUGCCCGAGGCAGACCUGUCUAUAACAGGCGCACGUUCCAGCCUGAAGGGCCACCUGCCCAAGGUGGAGAUGCCCAGCAUCAAGUUGCCCAAAGUAGAGAUAAAGGGGCCCAAGGAGGAUGUGAGAAGUGCCAAAGGUGAUCGCAGUGGUCAAGAACUGGAAGUGUCACUGCCAGGUGCCGAGGUGGACCUGCAGGCCCCCAGCACCAAGCUAGAGGCCAAGGAGUCAGUGAAAGACAGCAAGUUCAAAAUGCCCAAAUUCAAGAUGCCCUCCUUCGGCGUGACAGCUGCUGGCAAGACCACCGAGGACUCGCCGGAGGUGUAUGCAUCCAAGCUGGCAGCCGAUGUGUCUCUGUCUGCCAUCCAAGUAGACCUGAAGACCCCUGAAACCACAGCUUCGCAGCCUUCUGCUGACAUUGACCUGCAGACUGGGCAGCUGGGUGGAGAACGGCUCAUGGGAGCCUUGCACAAGGCAGAACUGUCCACCACAGGCUUGGAAACUGGCCAGAAGGGUCAUCUGCCCAAGGUGCAGAUGCCCAGCAUAAAGAGGCCCAAAGUGGAGCUGAAGGGGUCCAAGGAAGAAGUGAAAGGUGCAAAAGGUGAUGUCAGUGGUCCCAAACUUCAAGUGUCGCUACCUGGCACCGAGGUGGACCUGCAGGCCCCCAGCACCAAGCGGGAGGCUGAGGGGUCAGUGAAAGACAGCAAGUUCAAGAUGCCCAAGUUCAAGAUGCCCUCCUUCAGCAUGACGGUGCCCGGCCAGCCCGUUGAGGCCUCGCUGGAGGUGUCCACACCUAAGCUGGAGGCCGAUGGGCCCAAGGUGGAAGUGAAAGGCGCCAAAGGAGAUCUCGGUGGCACCAAGCUGGAGGUAUGCCUGCCUGGCGCCGAGGUGGACCUGCAGGCCAUCAGCACCAAGCUAGAGGGCGAGGUGUGCGCCAAAGACAGCAAGUUCCAGAUGCCCAAGUUCAAGAUGCCCUCCGGUGUGAUGACUCCUGGCAAGUCCACUGAGGCCUCACUGGAGGUGUCCACACCCAAGCUGCAUGCCGAUGUGUCCUUGCCUGCCAUCCAAGUAGACCUGAAGACCCCUGAGGUCAGUGCUCCACUGCCCUCCACUGACAGUGAUUUGUGGGCCAGGCAGUUGGGCAUUCAAAUACCCGAGGGAGCCCUGCAUGAGGAAAAACUGUCCAUCACUGACUCAAGAGCCGGCCUGAAGGGCCACCUGCCCAAGGUACAGAUGCCCAGCAUCAAGUUGCCCAAAGUAGAGCUAAAGGGGCGCAAGGCAGACGUGAGAGACACUAAAGGUGAUCUCAGUGGUCACGAACUGGAAAUGUCAAUGCCAGGUGCUGAGAUGGACCUGCAGGCCCCCAAGGCCAAGCAGGAGGCUGAGAUAUCAGUAAAAGACAGCAAGUUCAAGAUGCCCAAGUUCAAGAUGCCUUCCUUUGGCAUGACGGUGCCUGAAAAGACCAUCGAGGGCUCGAUGGAGGUGUCCACAACGAAGCUGGUGGCCUAUGUGUCUCUGCCCGCUGUUCAAGGAGACCUGAAGAUCCCUGAAGCCAGCGCUCCUCUGCCUUCUGCUGACACUGACCUGCAGGCUGGGCAGCUGGGCAUUCAAAUACCCGAGGGAGCUGGGACUGAGGUGGAACUGUCCAACACGGGUGCUGGUGCUGGCCUGAAAGGCCACGUGCCCAAGAUGCAGAUGCCCAGCAUCGAGAAGCCCAAAGUAGAACUAAAGGGCACCAAGAUGGACGGAGCCCUGCCCGAGGCCGAACUCUCAGACAUGAGGUCAGGAGCCGGCCUGAAGGGCCACCUGCCCAAGCUGCAGAUGCCCAGCAUCAAGCUGCCCGAAGUGGAGCUGAAGGGGCCCAAGCAGGACAUGAUAGGCGGUGAAGACGAUCUCAGUGGCCCUGAACUGGAAGUGUCACUCCCUGGCCAUGAGGUGGCCCUGAAGGCCCCCAGCGCCAAGCUGGAGGCCAAGGUGUCAGUGAAAGACAGCAAGUUCAAGAUGCCCAAAUUCAAGAUGCCCUCCUUUGGCAUGACGGCACCUGGAAAGACCAUCGAGGGCUCACUGGAGGUGUCCGCACCCAAGAUGGAGACCGACGUAUCCCUGCCUGACGUCCAAGUAGACCUGAAGACACCUGAAGACAGCACUCCGCUGCCCUACACUGACAUUGACCUGCAGGCUGGGCAGCUGGGCGGAGAACAGCCCACGGGCUCACUGCCCAAGGCAGAACUAUCCUUCAUGGGCGCAAGUGCCGGCUGGAAAGGCGACUUGCCCAAGAUGCAGAUGCCCAGCAUCAAGAUGCCCAAAGUGGAGCUAAAGGGCGCCAAGGUGGAUGUGAAAGGCUCCAAGGGAAAGCUCAGAGGCUCCGAGCUGGGAGUGUCACUGCCAGGCACCGAGGUAGACCUGCAGGCCCCCAGCGCCAAGCAGGAAGCUGAGGUGUCAGUGAAAGACAGCAAGUUCAAGAUGCCCAAGUUCAAGAUGCCUUCCUUUGGCAUGACGGCGCCUGGAAAGACCAUCGAGGGCUCUUUGGAGGUGUCCGCACCCCAGCUGGAGGCCGACGUACCCCUGCCUGCCAUCCCAGUGGACCUGAAGACGCCUGACACCAAGGCUCAGCUGCCCGGUACCGAUGUGGCAUUGCAGGCCCCACAGUUAGGAGUGCAGCUGCCUGAGAAGCCACUGCCCGAGGACGAGCUGCCAGGNAUCAAGAUGCCCAAGGUGGACCUGAAAGGCCCCCGGGUGGACCUGAAGGGGCCCAAGGUGGAAGUGAAAGGCACCAAAGGAGAUCUCGGUGGCGCCGAGUUGGAGGUAUUGCUGCCUUGCACAGAAGUGGACCUGCAGGCCAUCAGCACCGAGCUGGAGGGCGAGGUGUGCGCCAAAGACAGCAAGUUUAAGAUGCCCAAGUUCAAGAUGCCCUCCUUCGGCAUGACGGCACCUGGCGAGACCAUUGAGGGCUCGCUGGAGGUGUCAGCACCCAAGCUGGAGGCCGACGUGUCCCUGCCUGCCAUCCAAGUAGACCUGAAGAGCCCUGAGGUCAGCGCUCCGCUGCCCUCCACUGACACUGACCUGCAGGCUGGGCAGCUGGGCAUUCAAAUACCCGAGGGAACCCUGCCCGAGGCGGAACUCUCCACCAUGGGCUCGGCUGCCAGCAUGAAGGGCUACCGGCCCAAGGUGCAGAUGCCCAGCAUCAAGUUGCCCAAAGUAAACUUAAAGCAGUCCAAGGCGGACGUGACAGGCACAAAAGGUGAUCUCGGUCACGAACAGGAAGUGUGGCUGCCGGGCGCCGAGGUGGACCUGCAGGAAGAGCUGCCAGGUGCCGGCCUGAAGGGACACCUGCCCAAGGUGCACAUGCCCAGCAUGAAGAUGUCCAAAGUGGACCUGAAAGGCCCCCAGGUGAACAUGAAGGGGCCCAAGGUGGAAGUGAAAGGCUCCAGAGGAGAUGUCAGUGGCGCCGAGCGGGAGGUAUCGCUGCCUGGUGCCGAAGUGGACAUACAGGCCAUCAGCACCGAGCUGGAGGGCGAGGUGUGCACCAAAGACAGCAAGUUCAAGAUGCCCAACUUCAAGAUGCCCUCCUUUGGUGUGAUGGCACCCGGCAAGACCUUUGAGACCUCGCUGGAGGUGUCCGCAGUCCAGCUGCAGGCUGACGUGUCCCUGCCCUCAGUCCUAGUAGAGCUGAAGACCUCUGAAGCCAGCACUUCACUGUCCUCUGCUGACACUGACCUGCAGGCCGGGCAGCAGGGCAUUCAAAUACCUGAGGGAGCCCUGCCUGAGGUGGAUCUGUCCACCACGGGCUCGUCAGACAGCCUGAAGCGCCACCUGCCCCAGGUGCACAUGCCCAGCAUCAGGUUACCCAAAGGAGAGCUGAAGGAGCCCAAUGUGGAUGUGAAAGGCGCCAAAGGUGAUCUCAGUGGUCACGAACGGGACGUGUCACUGCCAGGCUCCGAGGUAGACCUGCAGGCCCCCAGCGCCAAGCUAGAGGCCGAGGUAUCAGUGAAAGACAGCAAGUUCAAGAUGCCCAAGUUCAAAAUGCCCUCCUUUGGUGUGAUGGCUCCUGGCAAGACCACCGAGGGCUCGCUGGAGGUGUCUGCACCCAAGCUGGAGGCCAAUGUGUCCCUGCCUGACGUCCAAGUAGACCUGAAGACCCCUGAGGCCAGCACUUCGCUGUCCUCUGCUGACUUGGACCUGCAGGCCGGGCAGAAGGGCGUAGAACUGCCUGAGGCAGCCCUGUUCAGGGCGGAACUACCUGCCACAGUCUCGGGAGCUGGCCUGAAGCGCCACCUGCCCAAGGUGCAGAUGCCCAGCAUCAAGUUGCCCGAAGUGGAGCUGAAGGGGCCCAAAGAGGAUGUGAAAGGCACCAAAGGUGAUCUCAGUGGCCCUGAACUGGAAGGGUCGCUACCUGGUGCCAAGGUGGCCCUGCAGGCCCCCAGCGCCAAACAGGAGGCCAAGGUGUCAGUGAAAGACAGCAAGUUCAAGAUGCCCAAGUUCAAGAUGCCUUCCUUUGGCAUGACGGCAUCUGGAAAGACCAUUGAGGGCUCGCUGGAGGUGUCCGCACCCAAGCUGGAGGCCGACGUGUCCCUGCCUGCUAUCCAAGUAGACCUGAAGACACCUGAGGACAGCGCUCCGCUACCCUCUGAUGACAUUGACCUGCAGGCCGAGCAACUAGGCAGAGAACAGCCCAGGGGAGCCCUGCCCGAGGCACACCUCUCCAUCAUGGGCGCUGGUGUGGGCCUGAAAGGCCACCUGCCCAAAGUGCAGAUGCCCAGCAUCAAGAUGCCCAAAGUGGAACUAAAGGGCACCAAGGCAGAUGGGAAAGGCUCCCAGGGCAAGCUCAGUGGCUCCGAGAUAGAAGUGUCGCUGCCAGGCACCGAGGUGGACCUGCAGGCCCCCAGCACCAAGCAGGAGGCUGAGGUGUCAGUGAAAGACAGCAAGUUCAAGAUGCCCAAGUUCAAGAUGCCCUUGGACCUGCAGGCCAUCAGCACCGAGCUGGAGGGCGAGGUGUGCACCAAAGACAGCAAGUUCAAGAUGCCCAAGUUCAAGAUGCCCUCCUUUGGCAUGACAGUGCCUGGAAAGACCAUUGAGGGCUCGCUGGAGGUGUCAGCACCCAAGCUGGAGGCCGACGUGUCCCUGCCUGCCAUCCAAGUAGACCUGAAGACCCCUGAGGCCAGGGCUUUGCUGUCCUCUGCUGACUUUGACCUGCAGGCUGGACAGAUGGGUGUAGAACUGCCCAAGGGAGCCCUGCCUGAGUUGGAACUGUCCACCACGGGCUCGGAAGACAGCCUGAAGGGCCACCUGCCCAAGGUGCAGAUGCCCAGAAUCAAGCUGCCCAAAGUGGAGCUGAAGGGUCCCAAGGAGGACGUGAAUGGCCCCAAAGGCAAUCUCAGUGGCCACGAACUGGAAGUGUCGCUACCUGGCACUGAGGUGGACCUGCAGGCCCCCAGCGCCAAGCAGGAAGCUGAGGUGUUAGUAAAAGACAGCAAGUUCAAGAUGCCCAAGUUCAGGAUGCCCUCCUUCGGCAUGAUGGCUCCUGGGAAGUCCAAUGAGGCCUCUCUCGAGGUAUCCGCACCCAAGCUGGAGGCAGAUGUGUCCCUGCCUGCCAUCCCAGUGGAUCUGAAGACCCCUGACACCAGGGCUCAGCUGCCCUGUACCGAUGUGGAUUUUCAGACCCCACAGGUAGGAGUGCCGCUGCCUGAGACGGCACUGCCCGAGGCAGAGUUGCCAGGUGCUGACCUGAAGGGUCAUCUGCCCAUGGUGCAGAUGCCCAGCAUGAAGAUGCCCAAAGUGGACCUGAAAGUCCCCCAGGUGGACAUGAAGGGGCCCAUGGUGGAAGUGAAAGGCUCCAGAGGUGAUCUUGGUGUCACCGAGCUGGAGGUAUCACUGCCUGGUGCCGAGGUGGACCUGCAGGCCAUCAGCACUGAGCUGGAGGGCGAGGUGUGCGCCAAAGACAGCAAGUUCAAGAUGCCCAAGUUCAAGAAGCCCUCCUUCAGCGUGACCUCACCCGGUGAGACCAUCAAGGCCUCACUGGAGGUUUCCUCUCCCAAGCUUGAGACCAAUGUGUCCCUGCCUGCCGUCCAAGUGGACCUGAAGACCCCUGAGGUCAGCCCUCCUCUGCCCUCCACUGACAUUGACUUGCAGGCUGAGCAGCUGGGCGGAGAACUGCCCACGGGAGCCCUGCCCAAGGCAGAACUGUCCUCCAUGGGUUCAGGAGCCGGCCUGAAGGGCCACCUGCCUAAGGUGCAGAUGCCCAACAUCAAGAUGCCCAAAGUGGAGCAAAGGGGUACCAAGGCAGAGGUAAAAGGGUCCAAGGGCAAGCUCAGCGGCUCCGAGCUGCAAGUGUCACUUCCAGGUGCCAAGGUGGACCUGCAGGCCCCCAGCGCCAAGCAGGAGGCAGAGGUGUCAGUGAAAGAUAGCAAGUUCAAGAUGCCCAAGUUCAAGAUGCCCUCCUUCGGUGUGACAGCACCCAGCAAGACCAUCGAGGCCCUGCUGGAGGUGUCCCCAUCCAAGCUGGAGGCUGAUGUGUCCCUGCCCACUGUCCAAGUGGACCUAAAGACCCCUGAGGCCAGUGCUGUGUUGCCCUGUGCUGAUAUGGAGUUGUCAGCCACACAGCCUGGCCUCCAGCUGCCUGACAAUACAGCUCCUGAGGCAGAGCUGCCGGGAGCCAGUCUGAAGGGCCAUCUCUGCAGUGUUCAUUUGCAGAGCAUCCAGUUGUCCAAAGUCGAGCUGAAGGGCCCCAAAGCAGAUAUGCAAGGCCCCGAAGGCAAUGCUGUUGGCCCUGAGCUGGAGGCAUCGCUGCCUGGGUCCGAGGUUGACCUGCAGGACACGGGCAGUAAAGUGGAGGGUGAGCUGUCCGUCAGCACAGCCAAGAUGCCCACAUGCCAGAUUCUAGACUGCAGCGUCAACACGCCUUGCAGGUUUGAUGCCUCACAGGAGCUGUGUGGGACCAUGGUGGAGACAGAAAUGUCCCUUCCUGUGGUCCAUCUCGACGUAAAGAGUUCUGAGGCGAGUGCUCAUUUGCUCUCCACUGACGUGGAGCUGCACUCAGGCAACCUGGGGUGGAAGCCGUCCAAGGGAGUCCCUCUCAGCACGGAGCUACAGUGUGCCAGCCUGAAGGCCCACCCACCCGGGGCGCAGAUGCCGAGCAUCAUGCUUCCCAAAGUGGACCUGAAGGGACCCCAGGGGGACCUGAGUAGCACUGCAGGUCAGUGUGUUUGUGAAUGUUCCACUGAUUCUGAUGUGAGUCUUUCUUCUGGAAAAGAUGGAAGUAAGUAUGGGUUUACCAAAUCUUCUCUAGGCCUCUCUGCCCAUGACACUGUGGAUCGUGUUUUUGUGAGGGAUGAGGCCCAUUUCCCUGCCCUCCUUGACCACUCCCUCUCCCCUCAGCUUCACUUGGCUUCUGCAGAGCCUCUGGAUGCAGCCGUGUCACGCCCUCGCCCCACCAUUCCAUCCCCAAAGCUCACACUCUCAGACCUCCCUUCCUGCAACACGGGGAGCAUCGAGCCCACGCUUGCUCAGCCAGAACCCUCUGUCUUCCCUCCCACGGAGGGUGUGAUGCUCACUCCACUCCAGGGUCCUGCUGUGUUCACCCACGGAGCCCCCUGGGAGGCUGCUUCUCUGUCCCUAGUUGUGGCCCCAUCUGUAGGAUCACAGUCCUCUGUGGAUACGCAGACUGAGCAGGCUCCUCAGGCCGCUCUCACUGGCCACCACUCUCAUCCAGAAGGUCUCCUGUCUCCUAGGGUGACUUUCCCUAAAUUCCACAAACCUCGCUUCAUGGUUUCAUUUCCACGUGCAGUGGCUCCUGAGGGAGAUCCAGGCACUACAGAGUGGGGUCUAGUCCCACCCCUCUGCCAGGCACUGGGCCAGGACUCCUCUAGUCAUUCAGCAAAAGCUUCCCAGCUUCCAGGCUCCUGGCCAGCACCCAGGGCUGCUCUUUUGUCCCAGAAAAUGGGGAGUCCCUGGAGCCCAUCUGCAGGAGGAGCUGUGGCAGAAGGUGCUGAGGGGGAGGGGGCCAGAGGUCCCUUUAAAACUCGCUUCAAGCUGCCAUUGUUUAGCCGGUCACCAAAGAAGGAAGCCAGGUCAGCAGGGGAUACCUCGUGCCACCUGGAGGACCACUCAGGCAGUCUUGCAAUGGGUCUGGAUCAUGAGGCCUUCCACCCUGGAGUUCAGGGCUCUCACACUGAAGCAAACAUAGCCCUACCCCCAGGAAAGGAAGGCGACGUGGGCAGGACCAGGAAGGCUGGCCUUGCCCUUCCGAGACUGGCCCUUCCCAAGUUCAAGGCGUCUAAGGGACAGGCUGAGCUGUGGCUACAGGGUGACACAGCCACCGUGCUUUCUCACACAGGUGACUGUGACGCCACAGAAAGCAGUGGAAGUAAAGGUAGUGUGAGCAGCAGUGGCCAUCCUGAAGGGCCUCAAGAAGCAGGGCAUAUGGCUUGUCAGGUGUCACAGCCCCUUGCCCCCAGUGUAGGCUUGGCCAACCCUGAUCUCCAGUCUUUCCCAGCCAAGGAGGGGGAAAGCCAGUGUGAGGCUGUUCCCAGGCGGGACCUGAUGGUGGGAGGAGACAGCCAAGGAUCUGGCCUUUUGGACGUCUCAGCCAGUCAGCCCUGUGGAGAGGGGACAGCCCCCACCAUGGGAGAGCCCCUGAAGCCAUCCCUGGGAUAUAGAGACCAAGUCUUCCCUCAGGAGAGCCCAGAGGAAAGCCCCACUGCAGAGGGCACAGCAGCCGAUUCCCAAGAGCACUCGUUCAAAAUGCCUAAGCUCCGCAGGCCUAGCUUUGGGCAGCCCUCAUCCAAGGAGCGAAGCGGGACUGGGGAGCAGAGCAGGGCUCGGCUGCACGUGCUGGUGGCCACUGCACCUGCACAGGCGGCAGCAGCCAGCAGUGUCCUGGCAGUCUCUCCUCCUGGGUCAGGGGUGGAGGCCAGUGUAUCCUGGCAGCCCCCAAACACAGAGGCUGCGGCGACAGGUCCUGGGAGUGCCUCCUACGCAGAUGUUCUAAAGCGUGAUCUCCACUGCUCAGGCUUGAAGCCACAUCCCCCCUCUGUGGGGAAGACCAGAGGAGACCAGCCUCUCUCUAAGGCAUACAUUUAUCCAGCGGAAGGCUCUGUCCCUCUCCAGAAGCCCAGCAGGAGGCCUUUAGAGUCCCAAGCUCCUGCAGCAAGGGAGGAGAAAACAGAGCUGUGGCCCUCCCUGCCAGAAGGGCCCGUGACUUUGAGGGUGUCCAGCACCGACGUGCCAUCCCAGGUAUCCAUGGUGGACAUGCAGCAGCUCUGGGAAGACUCUGUGCUCACUGUCACAUUCCCCAAGCUCAAAGUGCCCAGGUUCUCCUUCCCAGCCCCUGGCUCGGAGGUAGAUAUCUUCUUUCCUGUGGUGAGGGAUGUGCGGGGAGUGGGGGCAGGUGAGGACCCAGGGCCUGGGCUCUGGGAUGCCAGCCUCCUGAGGGCAGGCCCCAGGGAGCCCAGGGAGCAGCCCAUGGGCUCCACCUGCACCUCAGAUGCAUCCCCAGUGUCCAAGGUGAAGGCACACAUCCAAGGGGUACAGGGCGAGAGCCACAAGGUCAUGGUGUACAGCCAGGCAAUGCAGGAAAGUGUGGAGCUCAUGGUCCCAAAGGCCUUUCCCACUCACAUUGUGCGGGAAUCCGAGGUCCCCACGUCCACUGUACAGAUACCUUCUUAUGGAUUUUCUUUGCUGAAGCUGAAGACCCUGGGACCUCCCACUCAGGCUCCAGAUCCCAGAGUGCAGGAGGGCUCUGCUGCCACCAGAGUGGGGUCUGUCCCUGAGGGCUGUGCCCCAGAGGCUACAGAGCCAUUUGAGGAGGUCUCAGUGAGCACCAGCCUCCCUGAGCCGUGGAUGCUCAGGCCUGGUGUUCCUGCCAAGCCCCCACCUGCAGAUGGUGGCUCUGACGAUGAGGAAGAACCUGCAGAAACCCUCGAGUUCCUUCCUGAGGAGAGUGGGGAGGCUGCAGCACCACUGGCAGCUGAAGACGGAGUUCCAAAAGGUGGGCCAGAAGGAACAAAGACUUCUGGUAUGUUCUGGUCCUGGCUUCCCAGCAUUGGCUUCUCCUCCUCUGUCAGUGAGGCCCCUGCCGGCCCCAGAGAAGACGCCCAAAGAUCUGUUCCUGUCCAGACCCAGCCAGGGCCUCGGCCAGACUUGGAACCACCUAAGAGGCAGGAGAGGGUGGGCUGGUUCCGGUUUCCCAAAUUGGGGUUCUCCUCCUCGCCCACCAAGCAGGUGAAGAGCACAGAGGAUGAGGCAGGCCUGGCUGAGCCAACGCGCCAGGAAGAAAGCACGACCUUCUUUGAUGCCCGGGAAAGCUUCACCCCUGAGGAGAAGGAGGGUGAGCCAGCUGCAAGCACCCCAGACACCACAGCCAUGGUGGCAUCCUCGGCAAGAACAGAGUUGAUCCUGCUGGAGCCGGAUACUUGCACUAGCAAGGAAUCUGCACCCAGACCAAUGAGCAAAUGAAGGUCAGACAGGUGCAACGGCAGGACAGUGGCGGGCACUACUCAGAGCUCCCUGUGCUGACCCUACACAGCACCCUGAUUCACAGAGCUGACCAAAGCAGAGGCUGGCAGCGCUGCACACUGCCCUAAACAGAACCCAACACAUGCCCAGCUCCUGCUGGGCUGGGGAGGCAAACAAGGCACCCAGACUUCUCCCAGUCCAGACCCUGGGGCCUGAGUGUCCUGCUGCUCCUCUAGUGUGCUCAGCCCUGACCCCAGAACCCGGCCUGUACAGCUGCACCAGGCCCAGGUGGAGCUGACUCAGUGGCCCGCUGGUGGCAAUAAAGAAGCAGUG